GCCCUGUCUUAUUCAGUCAAACCCUAGAGGAAAAGGGGUAGAGAGAAUGGUUUUGUGUUUUUUGCUAGUUAACCUCGGAGACCAGAGGCUCAGGCUGGGGAUGGUGCUGCUUCUUGGAUAUCAGCCACGUAUACACACACAGAGGAGCUGAGAGAGGCCCCUUGGCAACAACCCAGAGUGGCAUCCAGGACCCACUGAGCCCUCAGGUUGCCUGGCAGCAACUGAGAAACUUUGUUAUUUGCCUUUCUGGGCACAUUCAUCAAGAGGAAUUUGGGGGCAUGCAGAAGUCUCCCUGCCUCUGAGAACAAUCUUCGUCCUUUGCUGCUCCGUGUAAAGGCUUCACAGUGAGAUACUCCAACUGCUGGAGGGAGGGGGAUGCACCAGGCUAAUUCUACUUUUCCCUCUGGUGGCAUAUCCUACCCAGACCAGACUCCAGAGCCAGACACACCCCUGCCAGUUGAAGGUGAGAUUGAAGAUAAUCAGCUCCCCCUAUCCCCUGCAGAACCAGAGGAGCAAGGAUGGAGCCAGGAAACGGACCACGAUGACUUUGAGACUCUGUCCCACCAGAGUGAAAGUCGAUCAGACACAAAAACCGACCCCUUCGAAAGUGCCUCUGACACAGAGUCCCUGCCCCCUGACCUCACAGCCGGAAUCUUCUUCCCUUCAAGUGGUGUCUCUGUUGACAGAGAAGCAGGUUGGCGGUGUCCUGAUGUCCCAGCAACUAGAUCUCUUCAGGAGCAACAUUCGACUUGCGUCUUUGAGCUUGAUGCAAAGAAAGAACUAGAUUUGUCCCCUGGCUUAAAGGAAGAAUCUUACAAAAAUGAGGUGCACACCUUGGCCAUAGUUGCUGGGGACAAGGAGGAAAAACCCCUCUGGGACUGUGUGACCAGUCUGGACCAAGAGUUUUUGCUGGCAGAGUGCUGCUUGCAAGGUGUCACUGACAACAGCAGUCCCCAACCUGUACAGAGUGUGACUAUUCAAAACUGUUGGGAGCCCCCUGUUGCUUCUCAGAAAUCCAGGUCUGAGAGCUAUCUGGACAUCCCUACGAUCUGGCCCUACUUUGUCCAGUACUGUGAACUAGGUAGGAGCUGGCCACAUAUCCAGAGCAGGGCCAGGGUACCUGUGCUACCUCAUAUAGGCCCACUGGACAACACAAUCCCCCUUGGGGUCAGGAUAAAGAACGGAAGUACUUCGGGCCCCAAAGUGGAUGCAGAGUUGCUCUGGGCCCAGCCCUACUUGAAUGCCUCCUGCCAGCCUUCUUUGGGGACAUCUUUCCCCUUAAAUGCCAAGCAUCACCAAAGUGCCCCAGAAGAUAUUGGUGAUAAGGGCAGGGCAUCCACAGGGCACUGGGGUCAGCACAUGAGCACACUGGUCAAGGCCCAUUCCAUAGAAAGGUUUCCCUUAAGUUACGCUGGGGAUCCUGUGAGGCGGAACUAUGUAAAGGUUGGGACCCAUCUGAAGGAAGGGACAGAACCAGAAGAAGACUCAAGGACACAAAACACCCUUUCCCCUGCCCCCACCCAGCUAUCUGAUUUACUUCCAGCUUCUCAAAGCAAUUUGCAGGAUCAUAACAGAUCCAGUGGUUAUAGCUUGAAAAGGGCUUCUCAGGAUACACCAUCUGCAGGUCUCCCACAGGAAAACCAGUUGGGACAGGAUGCUAGGUUAUGCCCAGCCAGUUCAUGCCUCACUUCAGAAUUGGUGAAGCUUGGCAGCCAAGAGGAAGGGCCUGGGCCCACUGAGUACAAGCUGGGACACAGCCCAGAAAGCAGACUUGAGGAACCCCAAGGCACUCGCUCCACGCCAAGCCCUGCUGACGUGAGCAAUAAACAAAAACACCUGCAGGACAUUUUGGUACAGGCAGGAAACCAAACCAGUAAUUACACAUCAAAGUCUGUUCUCAGUGAGAAAAGACUGCCAACUAGAGCCAACUCCCCACCUCACUGUAGCAGUGGUGGGACACAGGUGUGGAAUAGACACUUUCUGGGCUCCUGGGAAGGGAGUGCUAGCUCAGAUGCCCCACAGACCACCCUGAAAUCAAGUGCAAUAGACAUUGCAAAAGAGGCCCAAGAGGUGAUGAUUCUAGACAUCAAAUGCAAGAAAAAUGACUUGCAGGGUAGUUCCGAAUUCCCAGAAGCCACUGUGUCUCACUGCGACCCUGAAGAUGAGGAGUGUGACCAAGGGCUGGAGGAUGGCCCCAGGCACCUACAGGAGGAACCUCAAACAGGAGUAGACUCUAGGGAUAGGGGCACCCUUAUCAUUAUAGCUGUGGAGCAGAAAGGUCAGCAGGCCACCAGGAGGAAAGAGGGCCUGCUUCCUGAAUCACAUACCCUUGAUGUUCUAGAAAACAGAGUAGAAUUUUCCCUAAAUGCUGGCACGACCCCCUGUGAGCCUCCCAGGGGCUGGAAAACACCAAUUUGCCAUAAUGAGUGUGACUUGCCAGCAGUUUCCACAUCAGCAACCAGUGAUAGAGCUCUUCAACAUCUGGCUCAAGGCUCAGAGGUUGGGAGAGUUUUGAUCUCCAGAGCUGAUCCGGUAGAGACAGAAUCUCCAGAAGAGAAUCUGUCUGGGAAGAGCCCAAUCACUGGACAUGGGGGCUCCCACCACCUCAUGGUCGUCCAGCCUACAAGGAGCCAGGGACCACCAAGCCCGGAACUUAAGCAAGAGGAGCCCAGAGAGAAGGUUUUGGAGAGCAUGGCAGUCUUCACAGAAGGGGACCUGGAGGCCGCUGGAGAUGUGGAGAAGUGUCCCUGUUCCCAGGCCUCCAGCUGCACCCCAGGGCUCCAGCGUCCUGAACCGCCCCGCCGCCGGCUCCGCAAGAUCUCUCAGGAACCCGCGAAACGCCUGACGUUUCUCAAGGUGAGCUCUUUCAGGAAAGGCAAGACCUUGGCUACAGAGAGCCCUGGAAAGGCCAUACCAGGUGCCCUGGCCCUGACUAUGGAAAGCCAGACCAGGGAUUCUUUAGCCACAGAGGAACUGCAGGCUGAGACUACUGCAGAUGCUCCCAGUUGGGCUGCAACACCUCCGCGCCAUGUGGGUAUUUCCACUUCUCCUGAGACCAUCCUCCUGCGCGGAAGCGAAGGGGCCGCAGGGGCCGCAGAGCUAGGAGAAGCGAGACCUGUGGGGACACCAGGCGACCUUUGUAACAGACCUUCUUCAGAAAGCUGCAACACAAAGAGACUCAAGACACCAGAGCGAACACUCAGAGCGAGGCUGGCCUUAGCUCAUAAGACCUUUUCGAGUUUUUUCGAGUCAAAAGUUUUAGACAAAGAGAAUGCCGAAGAGUGUUCUCCGGGUUCUCUCAAGGGCGAAAAGGAAAAGAGCAGGCCACGCCAGCCCUCCUGGCUUGCAUUUCUGAAAAGCAAAGACGUGGAAGGCCCCAAAAGGUCAUCCUUGGUCAGUGUGCUUCCAGGACCAGAAACCCUGGAUCCCAUCUGCCCUUCCCCACCAGUGACCAGCAGCCACUGUGAGGAGUGGACAGAGGACACAGAAAUCUAUGUUUUUAGGGAUCGCUGGACCCCCUCACAUCCCACGGCACCUUUGUCACCCAGCAAUUUAGUCUCCCCAGAACACAGGAGGAAAAGUGAACCAACCAUCAAAUGCACAGUCCCCCAGGAAGGCAGCAGGUACCUCCCUUCCAGUAUCUUCCCUGAAGAGUCCUGGCUUUCAUGUCCCCCAAGCCCUGGAGCCCAGCAGGUGGGCAUCGGCCACACCCUUCCCUGCAACUCUGCCUGUUGCUUGGCCUAUGAAAACCAAGGCAUGCCCUGCAGACCCAUGAGCCCCAAGCCCCGGAGUCCUAGGCCCGGUGCGCAAAGGGCCAAUCUCCGCUAUCCCGGCAGAACUAGCGCCAUCUCCAUGGUUUCCCUUGGAAACUACAGUGAAGUGGACAGCUAUUCAGAGACUCCUGAAAGGCCUAGGACUCCCAAGACCCGGAAAAGCCUCCUACUUUCCCUGCAGACACUAAACCAGGAUGACCAGAAGGAAGAGAGUGGGAGAAGAAGCCAGCAUCACCAUGGCCUGGGCACAGCACCGUCCCUCAGAGACCUUCCUGGGAGUGAGAAUCACAUGUCAUGGGAAGAACCAGCAGGUGAGAAGCUCAGUUAUUCUCCUGGUCAGAAAGCUUUUCACGUGGAGCCAGCUCAGAGGCCAUUCUUCACCACUGAGAUGGUGACAUGGACCCUCCCCUCCAUCUCUGUAGAGGAUAUCCUCAGGGAGACCUUUUCACAGCCCAGAAGGGUUGCAAAGCACUCACACAUCAGUUUAGAUGACCUAUGGCUGGAGAAGACACAGAGAAAGAAGCUGGAGAAGCAGAUACAGGCUAGAAGGAAGACAUGCACAGGAAUAGCGCACCCAGACAAAGUCCAGUGUUGGAGGAAGACAAUUAUCACCUCUCCAGAGUCUCUGCAUCUCCCUAGAAGAAGCCAUCUGCUCUCCCAGAGUGCCCCAAUGGGACUGAACCACCUGGGUUGGCCAGAGCAUAUACCUGACACCGUGCUGGGACUGAACCUGGGCCUUAAGCAUGCCAUGCCGGAUGGAGUUCUGGACACGACUGUCCGCGCUGAGGAGGCGGGGAGUGAGGAGGACCUGUAUGAAGACCUGCACAGCUCUGGCCACCACUACAGCCACCCUGGAGGGGGCGGCGAGCAGCUGGCCAUCAACGAGCUCAUCAGUGAUGGCAGUGUGGUCUGUGCUGAAGCACUCUGGGACCAUGUCACCAUGGACGACCAGGAACUGGGCUUCAAAGCUGGGGACGUCAUCGAAGUGAUGGAUGCCACCAACAGAGAGUGGUGGUGGGGCCGCGUUGCCGACGGCGAGGGGUGGUUUCCAGCCAGCUUUGUGCGGCUACGGGUGAACCAGGAUGAGCCCACAGAUGAGGAGGCCCCACAGACUGGCGACGGCAAGGCUGAAGAUGGUGGGACAGAGGCACAGAGCAGCAAAGACCAGAUGCGGACAAACGUCAUCAACGAGAUUCUCAGCACCGAGCGGGACUACAUCAAGCACUUGCGUGACAUCUGUGAGGGCUACAUCAGGCAGUGCCGCAAGCGUGCAGACAUGUUCAGUGAGGAGCAGCUGCGCACCAUCUUUGGGAACAUCGAGGACAUCUACCGCUGCCAGAAGGCAUUUGUGAAGGCCCUGGAGCAGAAAUUCAAUAGGGAGUGCCCACACCUAAGCGAGCUGGGCGCCUGCUUCUUGGAGCACCAAGCAGACUUCCAGAUCUACUCCGAGUACUGCAACAACCACCCCAACGCCUGCGUGGAGCUGUCCCGGCUCACCAAACUCAGCAAAUAUGUGUACUUCUUUGAGGCCUGCCGGCUGCUACAAAAGAUGAUCGACAUCUCCCUGGAUGGCUUCUUGCUGACUCCAGUGCAGAAGAUCUGCAAGUAUCCACUGCAGCUGGCUGAGCUGCUCAAGUACACCCACCCUCAGCACAGGGACUUCAAGGAUGUGGAAGCUGCUCUGCAUGCCAUGAGGAAUGUGGCCCAGCUCAUCAACGAGCGGAAACGGAGACUUGAAAACAUCGACAAGAUUGCUCAGUGGCAGAGCUCCAUAGAGGACUGGGAGGGGGAAGAUCUUUUGGUCCGAAGCUCAGAACUCAUCUACUCGGGGGAGCUGACUCGUGUUACACAGCCCCAAGCCAAGAGCCAGCAGAGAAUGUUUUUUCUCUUCGACCACCAGCUCAUCUACUGUAAGAAGGACCUGCUUCGCCGGGACGUGCUAUACUACAAGGGCCGGCUGGACAUGGAUGGCCUGGAGGUGGUGGACCUGGAGGAUGGGAAAGACAGAGACCUCCACGUGAGCAUCAAGAACGCCUUCCGGCUGCACUGCAAUGCCUCAGGGGUCAGCCACCUACUAUGUGCCAGGAAGCCUGAGCAGAAGCAGCGCUGGCUCAAGGCCUUUGCCAGGGAGAGGGAGCAGGUGCGGCUGGACCAGGAGACAGGCUUCUCCAUCACUGAACUACAGAGAAAGCAGGCCAUGCUGAAUGCCAGCAAGCAGCAAGCCACAGGGAAGCCCAAAGCCGUAGGCCGGCCCUGUUAUCUGACACGCCAGAAGCACCCAUUACUGCCUGCCAGUCGGCCCCAACAGCAGGUCUUGGUGCUGGCAGAGCCCAGGCGGAAGCCGUCCACCUUCUGGCACAGCAUUAGCCGGCUGGCACCCUUCCGCAAGUGAGCCAGUACCCACCUGACAGCACUUUGUGGACCUGCCCAUCCUCAGCCCCCAGCUUUUCCUCCUUGAGGACCACUCCAUCUGGCCAUCCUUCUCUGCCUGUCUUGCAAACUGGAAGUGUGCAGGUGUUGGUGCCCCCAGGGCACACCAGGUUUGUGCUCCCAUGCUUGGUUUCUUCCCUGCUGCUGGUGAAUGAAGUGACCAGCUGGGAGAGGCAGGGCCCUGGCACAUACAAGCCCCUCCUGCAGCCUGACCUCUGACCCUCUCCCCUUCUGUCCACACUAUGGACCUGUGUGAGGCCUUCACUAACCAGGAGCCGGGAAGCCACCGCUCAGAACCACUUACCAGGCCGGGGUGCAGAAGGCACUAGCUGCUUUGGACCCGCUUCUUUGGAAAUCUAAUCAUCCCCACUCCUGUUUCCUCCAGGCAGGAGAGACCUACUCUAUGGCCAGUGGCCACCUACAAAGCUGGGCUGUGUCCCUUCAGGCCACUUGCAACCUUGGAGUACAGGAACCAGAAAUUCUCUACCCAAAUAUCUGGCCCAGACCUGCCCUUUUACCUCCCAGCCCCUCUAGACAUUGUUGGUCACCCUCUUCACUCGUGAUGUUGUGUAGUGGGAAGAACAAAACCAUAUAGUCAGCCACAUACUUUGGUCGGGGUUUUGUGACCAUUCCAUCUGUAGCUGUGGGGUUGCUGCAGAACCACCUGGUUCCUGUUUUUGUUGGGGUUUUGUCCUCUUGUUUUUCUAACAAUGAAGAAAAACAGUUAAUUGUUGUGACACAGAAAGAUUGCCUUACCCUAGUGAGCGUGAGAAGCCAUAAGGACUGAAUUCUGGGGCCAACAGCAUCCAGACUGACCCGACCACUCCAGGCAAUGGACAUGUGGCGAGGGCACCCACAUCCUGCCCAAGGGCGCCAGGAGCACAGCCAGGCCUGGCAUGUCAGUGUGGAACCCUACAGGAUUCAGCAGCAUGGACAGUCACUCUUGCACUAUACCUUCUCCAAGCCAGAAGCCACAUUUAAUUUCAUAAAGAAACUUGUGAAAAGUAA
Molecule: messenger RNA, 7211 nt
Organism: Marmota monax (woodchuck)
Lineage: Eukaryota; Metazoa; Chordata; Mammalia; Rodentia; Sciuridae
Gene: Arhgef4
Product: Rho guanine nucleotide exchange factor 4
Exons: 15
Coding region: 376-6165 (1929 amino acids)
Biological process (GO): intracellular signal transduction
Molecular function (GO): protein binding; guanyl-nucleotide exchange factor activity
Source: RefSeq, a predicted model, not a curated record